Messenger RNA from Betta splendens (Siamese fighting fish), 1552 nucleotides. It is a transcript of the gene daw1, whose product is annotated as dynein assembly factor with WDR repeat domains 1. Lineage: Eukaryota; Metazoa; Chordata; Actinopteri; Anabantiformes; Osphronemidae. The record is from RefSeq and is a predicted model, not a curated record. The transcript has 14 exons. The coding region runs from base 138 to 1385 and encodes 415 amino acids. Gene Ontology annotation, molecular function: protein binding.
GAAAAUAUCAAAAAAAGAUAGGAUCGAUUACGUUUUUUUUAUCCAUCAUUAGUACGCAUGCGUAAAGAGCGGGGGUCGGCGUCGCCAUAGCAACGCUUUGUUGACGGGUGAGCUGAAGUGGCCGAAUAAAGGGCAAUAUGAAACUCAAACGCUUCUUUCUGCGAUAUUAUCCACCAGGUAUAAUUCUGGAAUACGAGAAAGGAGGACAUCCGAGGACCAAAUCAAUCGACCUUUUAGAUCUGACUCCAGAAACGAAUCCAGGGGAGUUGGUGGCAGAGAUCAGGCAGUCAGAGCCUCUGAUCACAGAGUCCAGGGCUGAUCAAGUCAAGCAUCUGAUCAUUCGACUGCAGCAGAAGCAGAUCCAGCAGAAGCACCACAGAUUCUGUUUCUCCAAGGAACUCAAGGCGCAUAUACUUCCUCUGACGAACGUGGCCUUUGACAAACCAGGGUCAAGAUUCCUAACUGGGAGCUAUGACAGGACCUGCAGAGUUUGGGACACAGCGUCAGGCACAGAGCUGCACACACUGGAGGGUCACAGGAAUGUGGUGUAUGCAGUUGCAUUUAACAACCCCUAUGGAGACAAGAUUGCAACAGGCUCUUUUGACAAGACCUGCAAGCUGUGGUGUGCUGAAACGGGCAAAUGCUUUCAUACUUUCCGCGGACACAUGGCAGAAAUAGUCUGUCUGGCUUUCAACCCGCAAAGUACACUAGUGGCCACAGGCAGCAUGGAUUCAACUGCCAAGCUAUGGGACGUGGAGUCUGGGGAGGAGGUGGCCACUCUGACCGGCCACACUGCAGAGGUUCUCUCUCUGUGUUUUAACACAGUGGGCAGUCAACUAUUAACUGGCUCAUUUGAUCAUACAGUUGCUAUAUGGGAUGUUGAAUCUGCGAGACGUGUCCACACCCUCACCGGUCACAGGGGUGAAAUCAGCAACGUGCAGUUUAAUUGGGAUUGCUCCCUCAUAGUCACCGGCUCCAUGGAUAAAACAUGCCGGUUGUGGGAGGCCAUCAGUGGUAAGUGUGUGGCCAUCCUGGUCGGACACAAAGAGGAGGUGCUGGAUGUGUGCUUUGAUUUAAGUGGUCGCUUCAUUGCUACUGCCUCUGCUGAUGGUACAGCACGCGUGUUCAGUGCAGCCACAUUCGAGUGUCUCGUGACGUUUGAGGGCCAUGAUGGAGAAAUCUCAAAGGUCUGCUUCAGCCCCCAGGGCAGCAGGGUGCUGACUGCUAGCUCAGACAAGACCGCCCGUCUCUGGGAUGUUCAGUCUGGAGUCUGCCUACAAAUCCUGGAAGGCCACAUUGAUGAGAUCUUUUCCUGUGUCUUCAACUAUGAGGGAGACACCAUCAUUACAGGCAGCAAGGAUAACACAUGCCGGAUCUGGUACUAACCCUUCCUUUGACUGAUCAGUGGCUCAGACUUUCUGAAGUAGAGAACAGGAAGGCCAAGCUCCGAGGCAGCAAUCCACUGCAGAGCAACCCUGAGCUCCGAGUCCACGCUCUCCGGCUCGAGGUCGCAGUUUACCACCAGCAGCUCCCUGAGGUUGCUACCGCUACC